AUGUCGAACUUUUUUAGAGAUAGUUCAAUGGGAUUCAAGCCUCGACCAAAUAUCUUCGCCAAGCUGAGAGUUAGAGAUGCAGAUUCAGAAUCCUCCGCUAAUACUGUUGUCGAAAAUUCAUCCAAUUGCCUCGAGGUGGGUACUUCCAUAGAGAGAGAUGAUGCGUUUAAAAAACCCCACAUAACUUCUACCGAACGAGAAGUGGUUACGAACAUGGGCCCUAACCAGAGAAAUCAUAACUAUUCUAAUGAUGGGAUGGAUAUAAAUUCACGAAAGAGCUCAAUAUCAACAGACCAGUACAACAGAGCUUUAAACAACCAUGAUUCAACAAUUGAAAAUGAUACUGAUGAAGAUUUUGAAAUUACAGAAGUAAGAGAAGUGAGCGAAGGUGUGGCAAAAGAAAUGAAAGAAGGUCAUGAGGACCCUAACGAUUCUGAGACAACGCUUAAAGACAGUAAAUUGCACGAAUACACUAUGACAAAUAGCAAGCCUCUUUUUCACACAACCGUUGAUACUUCCAGUACAUCUUCAAAUGAUGUGCUAUUAGAAGCCUUCACGAACACUCAAAGGAUAUGUUCAAAUUUGAAGCAAGAGCUACAAAAGCAGCAACAGGAUAAUGCAAAGUUGAAAAUUCGGCUUCAAUCGUAUGCUUCUGAUUCUGGUAAGAUCAAUGAAAAAGUCGGAAAAUAUAAAUCCUGCUUAGAAACUCUUCAAGAAAGGAUUGCUGCCUUGACUAGUCAUAAGAAUAAUCAAGACACGAAAUUGAAGGAUCUAAGACAGAACCACCAACUAUAUCAGAGAAGGAUAAGCGGAUUUAAGACAAAUAUUGAAAACUUGAACAGGACAAUAACCGAUCUAGGAAAGCACAAGAAGGAGACGGAUGCAGAGUUAAUGAAAAAAGGCAAAGAAAUUGAAUAUCUGAAAAGGGAACUAGAUGACUGUUCAGGCCAAUUGAGCGAAGAAAAAAUUAAGAACAGUUCGCUAAUACAGGAAAUGGGAAAGAAUAGGGAACAGAUGAUUAAAGCAAUUGAGAAUUUUUUUUCAGAAGACAAAGCUCACCAUUUACUGCAAUUUAACAAAUUUGAAGAAAAGGUUCAUGAUUUGUUUGAGGAGAAAUUACAAAAGCACUUCGAUAUUGCAAAAGAUACCCUUAAUAUAGAACUGAAGGGCACCACUAUAGAGUUGAGUAGUAAUACAGAGACUCUACUAAAACAGCAAUAUGAAAGUUUUAAGGAAAAUCUUAAAGAAAAAAUGUCAUCAAGUAAGGAUGAAAUAACAAAAACACUAAAUGAGCUGGGCAUAAAGCAAGAGGAACUUGUGAUAGGAGUACACAAAGAACUUUUAACAUCAUCAGGAGAUAUCAAAACAGCUUUUAUUACCGAAAUGAACAGCACAAAACAAGACCUGCUUGAUGAUACGGCCCAGUCAGCUAAGAAUUAUUUGAGUCUGGAAAACUUGCUAAAGGCGUAUAAGGCAGAAAUAGUUCAGUCCAACGAGUACGAAGAAAGAAUAAAGCAUUUGGAGAGUGAAAGAUCAACCUUAUCUUCACAAAAAAAUCAGAUUAUUAGCUCUCUUGGUACUAAAGAGGCACAAUAUGAAGAUUUGGUCAAAAAAUUAGAGGCGAAGAACAUCGAAAUUUCACAAAUUUCUGGCAAAGAACAAAGUUUAACUGAAAAAAAUGAGGGCCUAUCCAAUGAACUGAAAAAGAUUCAAGACCAGCUAGACAAACUGGACAAUUUGAACACCACAACAAAAUCAAAUUAUGAAAAUAAAAUAUCUUCUCAAAAUGAAAUUGUGAAGGCAUUAGCUUCCGAAAACGAUACUUUGAAGCAAAGGAUUCAACAACUGGUAGAAAUCAAGGAAAAUGAACAAAAGGAUCAUUCAACAAAAUUGGAGGCUUUCCAAAAGAACAAUGAGCAGUUACAAAAGCUAAACGUCGAAGUUGUGCAGUUGAAGGCCCAUGAAUUAGAGCUUGAAGAGCAAAAUAGACACUUAAAAAACUGUUUAGAAAAGAAGGAAAUUGGUGUUGAAGAAUCACUAAGCGAUGUGAAAACCUUAAAGCAACAAGUGAUCGUUUUGAAAUCGGAAAAGCAAGAUAUAACAGCCGAAAAGUUAGAAUUGCAAGAUGGUCUCGAAAAUCUGGAAGAGGUCACUAAAAAUUUGCAGCAAAAGGUGCAAUUGCAAAAGAAGGAAUUAGAACACAAAGUUAAAGAGUUAGAAGAGAUUAAAAGCUACAAAGGAAAAGAACCUAAUAAAAAAAGUGCACAAAGUUUUACAAAACCAUCGGAUUCGCCUAAGAAAAGUGCUACAACGUCCCACUUAUUACCUAAUAGCUCUACAAGCAUUCAUUCCCCGAUGGCAAGGUAUCCUAAGGUGGAUCAUAUAAGUAAAUCAAGAGCUAGUUCAUCCAAAGAAACAUCCAAAUUUAACGAUGAGUUCGAUCUUUCUUCGUCCUCAAAUGACGAUUUGGAGUUAACCAACCCUUCUCCUAUUCAAAUUAAACCAGUGAGAGGAAAAAUUAAGAAGGGUUCAAAUGGCAUGAAACCUCCAAUUUCUUCAAGAAAAAAAUUACUGCUAGUAGAAGACGAAGAUCAAUCGUUAAAAAUAAGUAAGAAAAGAAGAAGGAAAUAA
Saccharomyces paradoxus is the source of this 2631-nucleotide messenger RNA. It is a transcript of the gene ZIP1, whose product is annotated as Zip1p. The transcript has a single exon. The coding region runs from base 1 to 2631 and encodes 876 amino acids. Lineage: Eukaryota; Fungi; Ascomycota; Saccharomycetes; Saccharomycetales; Saccharomycetaceae. The record is from RefSeq and is a predicted model, not a curated record.